UAUAUCUAAUGUUUCAGAAAGAAUGGACAAUGUUGAUAAAACCACACUUUUUGGUGAGUUUGAGUCUCCAGCUCACAAACCUUCCGAACACACUCAGUUGAAGCAGUCACCUGGAGCUAGAGUAGAGAAAGAACCUGCGCAAUCAGAGGAACUGGAGACAGAAGCGAUAGAGAAAACUUUAAAGCUUAGAAUCAUUCAGGUUGCAUCAGGGAGUAAAGGUUUCUUCCGUCAUCAACAGAAGGAUGAGCCGGACCUAACCCGACAGGAGAAGAAAAGAAUUGCUGGAGAACUACUGGAAACCAAACCUGCUUUAUUCCUCCAGAGGUUUGGAACCUACCUGAGCGAGGAUCAUCUUGAGUAUUUCGAGGAUCUCGGAGCAGACGAGAACUACGAGGUCGAAUUCUUUCUCCGUGAGGCGAGGCAGCAGCAGUGCAAGUUUGUUCGGGAACAGAAGGUCAAGAACAGGAGGUUUAGAGCUAUGCAACAGAUGAUCAGAGACGGUGAUGAACACUUCAGUGAGGAAUCUAUGCGUCAACGUCAACCUCUUCUUUACCAUCAGCUUAUCCGCCAGCAUCAGACGGCGGAGGAGAGGGCGGAGGCGGACAGGCCGGAUAUGUCCAACUGUAGUCUGGCAAAUAUCAUCAUGGAGCAUAUUGAUAUUGACCGGGAACGUGAAUUAAAGAAAAGACUAGCAGAGGACGAGAACGUCGAGGAGUUUGACUCCGAGAGCGAGGAGGAGGACGAGGAUGAGAGUCCAAACACAAAACUACAGGAGGAGGAUAAGAUGUCCAUGAGAAAAGAGUUUGUUGAAGCAGCGUACCAUAGUUUUCUGGCAGGUACAGAUGCUGGGGUAGAUUACAAGAAGAUCGAUACAGAUUCGAACCUGGACGAUCUUAUUCUCGAGGACAUGGAAACAGAAGAGAGAUAUUUCGAGGAGGACUCAAGAGACGAGUAGAUCAAAGAAGGAUGAAUAUAUCAAAGAAUGAUGAUAAGAUUAUGAAAGGAUGAUGAUAGUAUGGAAUAGAUGAAACAACUCAAACAGUCUGAAGGUGAUAAACGGUUGGAUAAACCUGAAAAUGAUCAGAAAGCAGAAGCAAUGAACUACUUGUUUACUGUCUACAUAGUCUCUCCAUUGAUCUAGGAAACAAUUCAUUCAGAAAAGAAAUCUUGAAGAUAUAAUCAUAUCAGAUGGUUUGAAAGAAAUAUUUCGAUAUUACACUUUUGUUUAGAUCAGAUGUUGAACUUAUUAUAAAAUGUUCUAGAAUA
Eurytemora carolleeae is the source of this 1266-nucleotide messenger RNA. Its product is annotated as coiled-coil domain-containing protein 97. The record is from RefSeq and is a predicted model, not a curated record. The transcript has 6 exons. Lineage: Eukaryota; Metazoa; Arthropoda; Copepoda; Calanoida; Temoridae. The coding region runs from base 23 to 955 and encodes 310 amino acids.